Sycon ciliatum is the source of this 7834-nucleotide messenger RNA. RefSeq names its product restin homolog. Lineage: Eukaryota; Metazoa; Porifera; Calcarea; Leucosolenida; Sycettidae. The transcript has 49 exons. Bases 107 to 7075 code for a protein of 2322 amino acids. The record is from RefSeq and is a predicted model, not a curated record.
AAGAAGCACUCCACCCGGAAGGAUUUAGCUAUUUCAGCUGGGAAGAAGUUCAAAGUUUAUUUCUCUAGAGCUAUGAGUACUUCUUUUGACUCUUGGUUUGACGAAAAUGCCCAUUGGGAGGACGAAUGUGGCGUACUCACAACGUUCAGAAGAGCCGUACGGCUACUUGGUGGCGUCUAGCGCCGGACAAGCAGGCUCUACUGGUGGCCGUCCAGGAUACUAUGAAAAUGAUGACACACGAACACCCUACAACACACCAGCCCCUGAACUAAGUGGGAGGAAGUACAGUUUCAGCGCCUAUUCACCUGUGCCUGAAGUCAGCGAGCCAAGUGACGGUUCAGCCACACCUUCGCCUGAGGGUAGGUCACAACCCUAUGCUCAGUCCGAAGUUUUAUAUGACUGUGAGUUUCCUCCACUGGAUUCUACAAUGAGUGACAAGCGUUCUAGCCCUUCGAAGAUCCCCAAGCCAAAGCCUGGAUCUCACGGCAAGGCCCCAGGGAAAGAUCAGAAACCUGGGCGUAUUCCACGGUCAAAUAAAACAACCAAACCAUCGAGGGAACGCUCGCCACCUGCUGGUCGUGCGGCUCAAUCUGAAAAGAGAAAUGCAUCCAAGAAAACCGAUUCAAUGCCAGUCAGCACCAGCAUCAGUAACACAUCGCGCACCCUGGGUGACUUUAGCGAUGGUGAUAGUGAUGUACAAAGUCAAAUAUCUGACUACAGCCAGACAGGAAUGGAUUACUUUGCAGGUGAUAAAGUGCAUCAUUCCAAAUCUGAAGUAUCACCCAGCCUCUAUGACUCUGGUAUCACAAGUGCAGAGGCCAGCAUCAGGACAGUGGUGGGCUCGAACGAAAGACCAGACCCUGCUGGUAGCAACCCCUUGAAAGGUUUGAGCAAUCCAGCCCUGGCGUCUGCUCGACUGCCCUCGCCAGCACAUCCUUAUUCAUCACCACAAGCUGCACGAAGAGGCCUAACAAGUUCUUAUAGCGAUUCAAAGAUUGGCAUGGCGAAUAACUCUGAUGGUUUUGCCGGUAAUCCUCAAACUGCCAGUCUCAUGUCAACAAGUGGUGCAGCUAUUGUCAAAGCCGAGAGGGAUGUUCUUGAGCGGCAAAUGAGCAGAGCAAGAGCGCAGAUUGCUGAACUUCAAGCGGAGAAGAAGAUGCUGAGUGAUAAGCUUUCCAAAAUGCCAGCAACUAUUGAGUCGCUCGAGUCACAGCUCAAGGCUGCCGUGCACACGGCUGACAAGACGAAACAAGAGAAAGGCCUUGCUGUAGCCCAGAAAGAAAGGCAGAUCAUAUCCGAGAAAGACUGGGAAGUUGAAGAGGCACAGCGGCAGAAACGGGAGGUGGAGAGGGAAAGAGACACUCUGAAGGCAGAGAUUGAAGCUUUAGAAGCUUCGUUGGAAGUUACACGCAAGGAGGUUGUUGCAGCUCGUUCAGAAGUCUCUGGAGAAGAGAAAAGAAAGCAACGCAGCUAUGAAGGAGAAGUGUCAGCUCUGAAGAGUGAGCUUCAGGUCGUGAAGGGCCUUCUACGGGACAGUGAAGAGGCGCGGAAGCAUGACCAGCAUGUCAUACAGAACAAGGCUGCAGAGAUGGUCAAAGCACAGCAAGCUGCAAAUGACCUCAACCGUCAAAUUGUGUCCUUGAAGUCGACAACAACUCAGGUUGAUCACUCAGGAAGGCCUAUUGAUGUGACCGGACUUCAGUCUGAACUGGAGAAGUACAAGAACCUGCUGGAGGCAAUGAAGGAUGAGAAAACAAGUGCCAUGGCUGACCUUGAAGAAACGCACAUUCGCACAACUUUAGAAGCGCAGGUGUCUCACAAGCAGGAGUUGCGUAAGAUGCGUGCAGAGUCGGACCGCAUGCAAGAUGUGAUAAGGAAGCAUGAGGAUGAUAUCCACAAGCUAUCCAACGACCUAAACGAGAGCAAACUCGCCCAGGGACCAAAUGCCAGUGAAGAAGUGGAAAGGAGUUUCUCACCGUCGAAGAGCUCAUCUAAGGCGUCAGCACGCCAAGGAUCCGCAAUGCAGUACAGUUUCGGCAGAUGGACUGCUCAUAGAGCUGACUCUAGAAAGCAUGUUGAAGAGAUGCGUAUCAUCAUUGAAGCAUUGGAGCGCGAAGGCUUUGGUCCAACACAAGCUACUGCAGAUGAGGUGAUUCGUCACUUGUGGUGGAAGAAAGAGACAGCAUCGGAGCAGUUUGUUGCAGCUGACAGUGCAUUGAAGAGCAUGCCCGGCGGCGAUCCGCGACAGGCAAUUGAGAAAUGGGCAGCCGAGAAGAAAGACCUUACACACCAGCUGGAAACUGCACGAGAAGCCACAACGACUAAAAUCCAGGAGAUGCAAGUGCUGGAAGGCACUAUGAAGAAAGAAAUACAACAGUUGGUCCUUGACAAGCAGAAAUCCGUGUCUACAGCUGAUGUAGCCAAGCGACAAGCAGCUAGUGCUGAGAAAGAGGUGUCUGAACUGCGUCAAAGGAUCAGUGCUUUGCAGGGAAGCUUGAUGGACGCUGAAAAGGCGAUCACAUCAGAAAAGGGCCAAACUAAUGAAAUCCAGGAAAACUUACGCAAACUGAACAGUGACAUGCAAGAAGAGCAUCGCACCAGUGCAUUGCUACAGGCUGAGAUCAAAACGCUGCAAUCCGAAAUACAGCAGAAGGACAAGGCACUGGCUGCUGGCUCUCGUGAUCGUGAAGCCGCAAUGCAAAAACUAACGGAUGCUGGUCAGACCGUGGAGCAGGGGACGCAGAAUCUGGCUGCUGCAAAAGCAAAGAUCCAGCAUUUGGAAAGUGAAAUGAACCUGUACAGACAACAGCUGAAUUCAGCGCAGAGUUCAAGGGAUUCCAUGCAGGCUCUUCUUGAUGAAGCCAAAGUGCGCUCACAGAGUCAACAGAGCGCACUAGAGCGAGAACAACACCAGGUGCAAAUGUUAAAAACGGAAGUGUCCGUCCUUGAAGAGCAUUUCUCGUCACUGCGCCGUGACCUGGAGAAAGAGCGUUCACAUGCUGAUGAGCUCAAUGGUGACCUGGAGUCAAGUCGUGCUGCGAUUGCUGCUUUGGAGAGAAGUGUUCAAGAUCUUGAAUCACAGAACAACAAACUUCGAUCCGAGCUCAACGAUAAGGUUCUUGAACUUGGCAAAUCAAGCAGUGCCAACCGCUCGAUCAAUUACCAGCUGGGAACAACAAGAGAGGACUUGGCAGAAGCUCAGGCCAAGUCUCAGCAGUUGAACAUGGACUUAGGACAGGUCAGAGCACAGUUGGAUGUUGCAAAGGCUACCAUAACACGUCUGGAGCUGGAAAAGAAUAACGUGGAAUCAUCUCUCAACGUGGCACAGGCAUCCGUUCAGGACAGGGGACAUCACGUCGAACAACUAAAGCAGGAGGAGCAGACAAUCAAGUCUGAACUUGCAGGCCGGCAACAUGAGCUGGAACUAGCUAAGGCGGAGAGCAAGAGGCUGGUCGAGCAAGUUCAAGCCUCCAAGGAUCACCUCCGAGCUGAGCAGCACACUUUGGAAGAGAAGCAGCAGCACUUGCAACAGCUCGGCCAGUCGCUUGCAGAAGAGCAGGAAAAAUGCAAGCAGCUUGAAGCAUCUAACCAGCGUGUGAACAAACAACUGGAAUCGACUAUGCAGACAUUGCACAGUGAGAAAGAGAAAAGUGCCGAGUGGCGUGGCGAGGCGGAGACCUAUCAGGCGUAUUCUGGUCAACUGCAGGAAGAAAUAGCUAAGCUGCAACAGCAGUGUGACACAUUGUCUAAAGAUCUGGAUUCCAGUAUGCAGCGUGCCAAGUCUGAUUCGGAGCAAAUGACGAGCAAAAUCCAGCAGCUGCAAGUGGCAAAGACCAGACUGGACAGCGAUGUUGCUACUGCUCUAUCCACAAUCGAUAUGGGAAACACGGAGAAAUUUUCACUGCAGAAGACUGUUGAUGAUCUCCAGCGGCUGUACGAGGAAGAAAAGACGCUCAGGUCUGGGGAAGAGACCACUUUCCAGGUCCAACUAAAGCAGAAGGAAAAGAAAACAGCUGAAUUGAAGAAACAGAUCCAGCAGCUGCAGGUGGAUACUGACAAGUUAAGGUCUGAGAACAAGUUCAUCAAGUCACAGUCAUCUCGUGAUGGAAUUGCACACGAGCAAGAAUUGAGAGAGGUCCUGACCCGCCUGGAGACGGAAGCUGUCAAGACGGAUGAAAUGCACAAAGCACAAGUCGAUGUUUUGUCUGCGAAUGAGCAGAAAGCACAGGAGAGAUGCAAAGUGCUUUGCCAGGAACUGGAGUCGAGUGAAACCCAGGUUAAUCACAUCAUGCAAGAACUGGCAGCAACCAAAACUAUGUCAAGAGAACUGUUUGAGGAGAAAUCUGUCCUGGGUCGUCAGCUGGAGGAGACAAGGCAUGAGCUUGACAAGGCAAGAGAAGAGCAAAUGCAGUUGGUUCGUGACAGCGGGCUGCAACAAAGUGAACACACUGAACAGCUCAAGGGCUUAGCGAGUCAGCAUGAGGAAACACUGAAGGAGCUUACUGCAGCUCAUCAAGUAUCUCAGUUCAUGGCGCAGGAGAACAGCAAGCUCCAGCAGCAGGUUGAUUUUAUCCAGGAUUCACUGAACGAAACGCGGUCUGCAACUGACAAGAUGCGUGAGAGACAUAACAGUGAAAUGGAAGAAAUCAAUAAGAAGCUGCAGUCUUCUACAAUGUCUGAAGCUAAGGUUCAUGGCGAUAUGCAGCAGCUACGCAAGGAACACGAAGCACAGCUGGCAUCUUUGCGCAACAAGACCAGUGGUCUAGAGGCUGAAGUAUCGCGCCUCAGUACCAAUAACCGCCUACUGGAAACGGAGUGCAGUUCGUUGAAGAACCGGCUGAACAUGGCCACAGAGGAUCUGGAAGCGUCACUGGAGGCCAACACGGCUUUGAACAAGAGCCUGCAGAUGGAAUCCGAGUCACAAACAAGAAUGGAGGCGGCGCUCAAAGAAGAGAUUGCGAAACAGCAGCAAGUUGGAUAUCGUCUGUCUCAGCAACUGGCUAACACGGAGACUGCAAAAUCAGCCCUCCAGCAGAACUAUGACGACAUCAAAGCUAAGCUUGAGUAUUCAACAAAGAAGGUUCAAGAUAUGCAGAAGAAAUCAAGCGACCAGAGGGCAUCGUUUGAGGAGCUACACGAGGAGAAGCGCCACAUGGACAUGGCCAAUGCGCGCGUGGAAGGUGAACUGGCUGCAGUGAAAGAUGCGUAUGACGAACAAAAGAAGGAUAACCAAGGGCUCAAGCAGCGCCUCAAAGACUCAGCAGAUGAGCUUGACCGCAAGCAUGAUGAAUCACUUGCAGCCCAAAAGCGGUUCAACACCUUGCUGACAUCUCUACAUUCAGACUUUGGCAAGGACAAAGCUGCAUUAACUGCUGACCGAGAUAGCCUGCAAGAGCAAGUCGACAAGAUGAGUUUGGACCUUGACAACCUGAGGAAGAUGGCUCAGGAACGUGAUAGAGAAUUGUGCCGAGCACAAGAGGACAUCACAGAUGCGGCAAAGAAAUCGUCAAGCAUUAUGUCUUCACUGGAGUCUGAAAUGAAAUUAAGGUCCGGUCUUCAACAGGAAGUAGCCAGGCUCGAGGAAGACAAGCGUGUUGGAGAGAACCGAAUCGAAGGCCUUGAACAGAAAAUGAAAUCAGGACUAGAACAGCGAGAAAGGUUACAGAGCCAGCUAGAUUCUGCCCAUCGCUCGUGCCAUACCCUGAGGGAUCAGCUCCAGCAGAAUCGAGAAUCUGGUGCUGAGAAUGUUGCGCGUCUCAAGCAACAGAACACAUCCAUGGAGAAGAGGCUGGCUGAUGAAAUCCAGCAGCUUCAUGACCAGCUUUCUCAGACACGGGGCACUCUGUCAAAGACGAAAGCCAGCCUUGAAGCCGUCGGCACUGCAAGAGACAGGGCAUCAGAAGAGCUCGUACAAAUGAGCGACUGCAUCUCUAAAUUGCAGCAGCAGCUGAAUGAGGAGAAUACAGGUCGGCUGGUUGCAGAGCAGGAAAUUCAGCAUCUCCAGUACCGCCUAAAGGAUGACAAAAAUCUCCAGGCUAAGAGUGAAAAGAAGCUCAAACAGCUUCAAAAGACCUUGCUGCAACUUGAAGGAAACAUGGACACCGAGCGAAGAGAUCGUGAAAUGGUCGAAGAGGAGAAAGAAGCCUUGGCGGCAUCGGUACAUGCAGAGCAAACAAGAUGCCAAUCUCUGAAGGAGCAAGUUGAAAGUCUCCAGGCUCAGCUAGUUGCAGCGAGCGAGAGAUUAGAAGAGGAGGGAAAGCGAGUGGAGAGCAAGUCAAAGCUAGCUGCUCAUGAACUUUCCUCACAGAGAGUUCAAUUCCAAGUCGACAAUCAAAAACUUCAAAGCACUGUUGAUGAUCUGAGUCUCCAACUUGACCGCUUAAAGGACAAGGUUGAAAGGAAAUCCGAGGAGAUAGCAGCUCUCACCAGUGCUAAGUAUGAUGCAGAGCAACAGCUUAGGCGUGCCCAACACAGCCUGACUGACAACCAGCAGUUGCUGGCCAAGAAGUGUGAACGGGAAGAGAAACUCUCCUCAAAAUCAACUGAGCUUGAGAUUGAGACAGGACAGCUCAAAACUCAGAUUGAAACAUUGAAGAGAAAUGAGGACGACAUCAAGGAUUACAAGAAGCGGCUGGAAGGAAAUUCUAGAGCUGAAAUGCACCGAGUACUAGCCGAAGUCAGCCGCCACAUGGAACAGCAACACGUCGCUCAUCGAAACUUGGACAAAAUGCGGGCAGAGAAUGAGCAGGUCCUGAAGGAUGAAAGCCACCGAAAGAAAUCUGAGCUACACGAGAUGCUGUCGAGUUCGCAUGCUGAACUUGACCAACUGAAGAUCAAGCACAAAUCACUAAAAGCCGAGUAUGAACAACUGAGGCAGCUGCGCAAGGAUGAUCAGAGGGCACGUCGCAGGCUCGAAUCUCGUCUGGACAGAGUCAACGACACGCUGUCUCAGACUCAGUCGUCCCUUGGCAGUUCGUUUACCGAUCGAAGCUUUUUGGGAGGUGCAUCGAUGCUUGGAAAGUCUGCUGGACCCGACCCGCUGCUCAGCUCCACUCCACAUAAGCCACUCAAGUAGAGGGGCGGCUUCAUGAUCGAUUCAUGAUCCUAGUCGGAACUCCUCACGACUUAGCAUAUCCAAGGUGCACGCAGCUAUGAAAUAUGCUCUUCAUGGAUGAGGCAAUGAACCUCCUCGCUCGCAUCUCAUGUGUCAUUGCUCAUAUGGUUGCUAUGCCUACUUAGCACUUUUUUUUGUAGCCAGCACAAUUUCAGUGGAAAAUCACCAAACUUCUUAUCUUUCGGAUGUCAAAAAUGCCAAAAAAAUCCAAAAAUAGAAAAUUUCCAAAAAUUUAUCCGCAGUCCUAUUUAUGAACACCGUAUUUGGCCAAUAUGAGUGUUUAAUUUUUUUGUGCCCAAAGAAAAAAAACACUGAAAAUGUGCAUAAUACCAUAUGCUGGACAUUCUUUUUACUUGCUUGCAGGAUACCUAUUCAGAUGUCGGAAAUAUUUGUGAUAAGGAGAUGAAUCACAUCAUUGUGAGAUCAGAUCGAAACAUUGUUUCAUUCGUAUACUUUUGUUCAAAGAUGCGUUUGUACUGUAUGUUAUUUAUUUAUUCACUGCUUUGAACAAUGUUGCUUCCAUGGCAACAUGCUCUAGUAGUAGUGGUCCGUUGAUCAUACAUUAUUCUUACGUGCUCGUACUUUCUACAGCACGUUGAUCAUACAUUAUUCUUACGUGCUCGUACUCUCUACAGCACGUUGAUCAUACAUUAUUCUUACGUACUCGUACUUUCUACAGCAGUGUUGUGUUGUACGUACAUGCAAGUCGUGACAACAGUC